AAAGUUCUUCAUAAUAAGAAAAAAAAUCCAUAAUGCGUGCUCUAUUAUUAUUGGGCUUGGGCCUCUUGGCUUCAGCUUCGGCGUUCGUGGAAGUGAAUUCUGAUUACCACAAGGAUAUCGGUAUCCCCGCUGCUGCGCAGAUCAAGGAAAAUGAAGAAAGACUUAUGUCAGAGACAGCACGAGGCGGAAGGGUCGUGGGAGGUGCUAUUGCUCCAGCUAAUGCUCACCCGUACUUCGCUGGAUUAUUGAUCAGUUUGGUGGGCCAGUCUGGUAACUCAGUCUGCGGUUCUUCGCUUCUCUCCUCCAACCGGUUGGUGACCGCCGCUCACUGCUGGCGCGACCGCUCCAACCAAGCGUGGCAGUUCCUCGUCAUCCUCGGUUCUAACAACCUGUUCUUCGGCGGUACCCGCAUCGCCACCAGCAAUGUCAUCAUGCAUCCGCAGUAUGUGCCCUCCACCCUCCACAACGAUAUUGCCAUGAUAUUGUUGCCUUCUAGCGUAUGGUUUACCGGAAGCAUUCAGCCAGUUAGCCUGCCUUCUGGUUGGGACCUUUGGGAUCAGUUCGUCGGCAACUGGGCUGUUGCUGCUGGCUUUGGCAGAACUAGCGACCAACAACUGGCCGCGUCUCAGAUAGUGAGCCACGUGAGCUUGCAAGUGAUCAGCACGAGUGUGUGCCAGAAUUCUUUCCUUGGCGGCAUCGUAAUUCCAAGCACGCUCUGCACCAGCGGUAUUGGUGGUGUGGGAAUUUGCGGCGGAGACUCUGGCGGUCCCCUCGUCAUUAACCGCAACGGUGUUCCCACUUUGAUCGGAGUGAGCUCGUUUGUCGCCAUCACCGGCUGUCAACUCGGAUUUCCUUCUGGCUUCGCACGUGUCACCAGCUUCAUGACUUUCAUCCAACAGUACAUGUAAUUAUUGAUAGACUGAUUAUAAACGAAUUUAAUUUCCUACCAA
Molecule: messenger RNA, 950 nt
Organism: Helicoverpa armigera (cotton bollworm)
Lineage: Eukaryota; Metazoa; Arthropoda; Insecta; Lepidoptera; Noctuidae
Product: collagenase
Exons: 5
Coding region: 33-908 (291 amino acids)
Biological process (GO): proteolysis
Molecular function (GO): serine-type endopeptidase activity
Source: RefSeq, a predicted model, not a curated record